Messenger RNA from Impatiens glandulifera, 1337 nucleotides. RefSeq lists its product as uncharacterized. The transcript has 7 exons. NCBI's taxonomy places the organism in Eukaryota, Viridiplantae, Streptophyta, Magnoliopsida, Ericales, Balsaminaceae. The record is from RefSeq and is a predicted model, not a curated record. The coding region runs from base 240 to 1127 and encodes 295 amino acids.
AAAGAAAAUCAUGUCUUUUUCUAUUCUGAGAAGAAGAAGAAGAAGAAAACACAUUCGCUUUACCAUUACAAACCCCCCUAGAUCUUUCUUCACAGUUCACACAAUCCUCUCGCGUUGCAGCAGGAUGAAAGAUGAUUGAUUCUCCCAAAAGAAAAAGCGCCCUUCCUUGAUCAUCAUCAGUCCAAUGCUCUGCUGCUGUCGUCUGUCAGAUUGAUUGAUAGAUAAUCAUAAUCAUAUUCAUGGCACAAUUCACUGCUCAGGGGCGACUAAAACUUCUCUUGAAUGGAAAUGGGUUACCCACUGGAUCAUCUGAAUCUAAAUCUAAAAACCCAUAUCAUAAUAAUAAGCUUUCUGGAGGAGGAGGAGGUGGGGGUAACCCAAAUCCAAUUUCUCGUCCGGCUCACAAACGCAAGCUUAUUUCCUCCGCAUUGAACAAUAAAAAUACGAGGGGACGAUCAUUUUCUUCUUCCCCUCCGUCUCAGCCUUCGUCAUCAAAGAGGAAAACCGAUGAUAGACUUUCUGAAGCAACUUUCUAUGGCGAAAAUUUCUCAGGAGACGAUGACAUCAGUGAGUUUGAUAGUGACGAUGAGCUCUCCUCUUUCAGAGGCUUAGUCUUGGAUGUCUCUUACAGGCCCGUCAAUGUUGUGUGUUGGAAGCGUGCUAUUUGCUUAGAGUUCUUGGAAAAGGCUGAUGUUUUGGAAUAUUAUGAUCAAACUGUUAGUUCACCAAGUGGAUCUUUCUAUAUUCCUGCUGUACUAAGGGUUCCCCACUUAUUGCAAGUUGUCAAGAUAAAAAGAGUUAGAAAUACUCUUAGUCGUAAGAACAUUUUAUUUCGUGACAGUUUCACUUGUCAGUAUUGUUCGUCACGCGAAAACUUGACUAUUGACCAUGUCAAGCCUAUGGCAAGAGGCGGAGAAUGGGAAUGGGAAAAUCUGGUUACGGCCUGUUUUGGAUGCAAUUCGAAGAAAGGGCAAAAGACAUUGGAGGAAGCCAACAUGAAACUUCUCAAGGUGCCUAAGGCUCCCAAGGAAUAUGACAUACUUGCCAUACCCUUGACGAAUUUUACCAUGAAAAUGUUAAAAACGAGAAAGGGUACUCCAGAAGAGUGGCGUCAAUAUCUAUCUUAGUCAUCAUCUUAUCAGUUGUGGCGUCUCAAAUUUAUAUGCCUGGCUAUGAUCUGUAUAUAUAUAUAUACAUACAUACAAUACAUAUGACGAUUGUAGUCGUCAACUAAUUGACAUUGAUAUUAUAUGUGACUCUAUGUACAGUUCUGUAUAUUCUUAACCCAGAUUAUUCGUCGAAAGUAUAUCUCAAAUAAAUAAAAGAAUAUCGGGUUA